Bufo gargarizans (Asiatic toad) is the source of this 5310-nucleotide messenger RNA. Its product is annotated as zinc finger CCCH-type antiviral protein 1-like. Bases 89 to 2932 code for a protein of 947 amino acids. Lineage: Eukaryota; Metazoa; Chordata; Amphibia; Anura; Bufonidae. The record is from RefSeq and is a predicted model, not a curated record. The transcript is spliced from 15 exons. Gene Ontology annotation, molecular function: NAD+ poly-ADP-ribosyltransferase activity; metal ion binding.
UGGUGUCAGCAGCUAGGCAGCCCAGUCUCUCCAGAAACCUAGAACACAGCAGAAGAGCUUUUACCAGAGACACAAGGGCCCCGGAAUCAUGUCAGACCCCACAGUUACUGCCUUCCUGACCAAGCUGCUUUGCUCCCAUGGUGGUCGCCUGCCUAGGCAACUGCUGCCUGAAUUCUUGGAGCUUCCCACUGAGCAGAUAGAGCAGAUACUGCAGGAUGAACCCCAAAAGUUUACGAUGGUUGGGGAGCUGGUCUUGGCCCGGAACCCCGUGAGGAUCUGUGCCAAAUAUCUGAAGAAUGAACAAGAGGAGGAGUGCGACAAGCUGCACCUAUGCCGACACUAUCUGCAGGGCAAAUGCUGGUCUAGCAGGAGGCGACAGUGCAAUCUCUCCCAUGAUUUUUUAUCAGAUCAUAACCGGUCGGUUUUAAAAGCCAAUGAGAUUAUUGGACUGAAUGAAGAGGAGCUAAAAGUCCUCCUGUUCCAGAACGACCACCAACUGCUGCCGGAGGUUUGUGUGAAGUAUCUGCAUGACACAUGUGAUCUCGGUAAGGAUUGUACACGGCUUCACAUUUGUGGUUUCUUCACACGAGGAGAAUGUAAUCGUCGCAUCUGUAAACGUUCUCAUCACCUCCUGGAGGUCAGUUCGGACUUAUUACUAAACCGCUGUCGUAUGUCUGAGGUGUCUAUUCAGAACUUUCAGAUGCUAUGUGCCGUGAAACACAGUGAACGCCUUCAGUCACUGAGGGAAGAGGGAAAGAGGGAAAAUGAGAGGGGGCGUCCUGCAGUACACAGAGGCAGAGGAAGACCCAGGAAUAAACAGAAGCGAGAGCCUGAGGGUGUGUCACGAGACAAGAGUCGUGGACGUCAAAAUGAAAGAGCAGAGUCCAAUAUUCGGAGAAGAUCAGUAAGUCGGCCGAUAUCUGAAGGUGGGAGGAGUAAUCUUGGCUGGUCUGGAGAUGAUGGAGAUGAACCUCGGCUUGAUAAGAUAAAGGAUGAUUGGUUUAAUGACUCAUACCUGUAUGUGGCAGACACAUCCCCCUCCAACGUGCAGCCCUUGAUGUCAUGCAUAGCGCGCUACCCAACAUCAACUGUAUCCAUAUCACCUGCGCUGGAACUUUCUAAGUCCCACCUUCAGUUUCCAUUACCUGCAGCUUCACCUACAGUGCCAUCUGCUCAGCCAGGAAGUCAAACCGGCCUCUCAACUCCAUCUUUUACUCCAUCUGCCCCUCAACCAAAAUCAGCCAUUACACCAGUGACCACUGUGAGUCCACUUAAUUAUCCACUAACAUCUUCUGUGGGGCCAAGUAGACCAGUUAAUCUUCCUAUGGAUCGUCUGUUGGGUGCCAAUUCUAUUAAGCCAAUGUCCCCUCCAGGGAUGAAUUCAUCCACAGUCCCAUCAGUGCAACCUACAGGUUCAAACAGAUUGGUAAAUCAUCUUCCAAAUCCAUCUGUUCCUGAGGAGAAACCAGUGACCACCAAUAUUGCAAGUCCAUCCAGGCCUCCACUUGUUGCCACCAUCAAACCGGUAAUCCCCCCUGCAGCCAGUCCUUUCAGUGCUUCAACAUCUAAUCCCAGAUUGGUUCCUUCUCCUGCAGAAGGUUCAUCUGCUCCACAGCUUAAAUCAGGUGAUCUGUUGGAGAAAGAAUCAGUGUUUGGAGCAACCUGCAUGUCGCCAAAGAAGUCGGAGCCUUACAAAGUCCCAGAGAUCUGCCUGUCAAAUCUUUGGAAAUACUGCAAAUUAGGAAACCUUUGUCCAGACAUGCAUUACUACCUACCAUACCGAUGGCAGAUUUACAAAGGAACAGAUUGGGAAGACAUUUCCAACAUGGAAGAGAUUGAGAAAUACUACUGUGACCCAAAGUUUGACAGGGUUCAACUGAUUGAUUUUAUGACUAUGAAAUCUGGAAUGCACCGCGUCCGGCGACUCUCCACUAUAUCCUCGGUCAAGAAGCCGUCUGACUACGUUCUGACAACUGAGUGGUUGUGGCACUGGAAGGAUGAAUUUGGCACCUGGACACAAUAUGGCCACUCUAAUGUGAAACAAGUGAACUCAACCAUCCUUUCUUCAGACCUGGAAAAUGUGUAUCUCUCAGAUCCCACUGCAGUCAUUCCUUUCAGCGCUGGAAACCAGCAGUAUAAGAUCAACUUCCCAGAAAUGAAGCAGAGGAACAUUUUGUACAAGACGGAAAAAGACGUCCGCAGAAGACCAAAAUUUCUGAGCUUUGAGGAUGUGAAAUUAUUGAGAGGAAGCAAAAAUACACCAGGAGCCAAGCCAUCCCCGAAAUCAGGAACGUCUCCUCUGAAGAUUGACAUCUACCCUAAGACGUGGGACUCUGAGGCCAUGCCAGACAUAGGCUGCAGGAAUGUUCUUGUCUCUAACACAUCCAGCGAGUUCUCAGAAAUUGUAAACAGCUUCACCAAGACAGUAAGCGGCCAUGUGGUUAAGAAUAUGUGGCGACUCCAGAACCCAUCUCUGUGGCAGGUCUUUCAGUGGCAAAAGGAACAGAUGAAAAAAGUCAAUCAGGGACGAGACGUGAAAGAAAUCCGGUUGUUUCAUGGCACAGAGAAGAAGCACAUCGAUGCCAUCUGCAACGACAAUUUUGACUGGCGUAUCUGUGGUACACAUGGCAUUGUGUAUGGACAAGGAAGUUACUUUGCCCGAGACGCCUCGUACUCCCAUAACUACUCCAUAGCGACCUCUACUGGGACACGGAUGAUGUUCGUAGCUCGUGUGCUGGUGGGAGAGUACGUGCCGGGAAACCCCCAAAUGAAACGUCCACCACUGAGACACGGAAGCAUCACACGGUACUAUGAUUCCUGCGUGGACAAUCCCAUAAAUCCCUCCAUUUUUGUGGUGUUUGAGAAGCAUCAGAUCUACCCUGAGUAUCUCCUGGAAUACGAAGAACAGAAGAAAGCCUGCAUUGUUUGUUGAGGCGUCAAACAUAAAACUAAUCCAAGGAGGAGCAAACCUGAAAUAUUUCAAGAAAAUUGCUACACUGUUACCAAAGAUCUGAACAGAAUACACACAAUGGCACAAAUUACUAGUCCUGUAAACAGGCUGUCUAGACCUGCAGCAGAUUUAUCACAAGGGCUCUGGCUGGAUGAUAAAUGUGGCGCAGUUUUUUCUCUAUACUAUUAAUCUAUACUAUUAGUUGGGUUACUUUGAGACUGGAUUUCAUGUUAGAACUGUGGCCAGAAUUGACGCUAAAUGUUGCAUAGACAUCACACUCGUUUUAUGGUAAGUCAUGCCCCCUUAUCAGACUAGGGGUAGAUAAUUACUAUAAGCGUAGAAGCGCCAAACUGUGCCGCAUUUUGUUAUAACACUACAAAAUCAAGGAGCACUCACAUUAGUAAGUGUGGGCCAUUGUCUUAUUUCAACAAAUCAAAAUACUGGUGCAUUUGGUGUAUUAAAUCUUAUGAGAUACAUUUUCAAAAGGGGUUAUAAAAACAUAGCUGCCAUAUUCUAAAAGCAACACCACCCUGUGUAGAGAUUGUGUGUGGUAUUGCACGUCAUUUACGUCAAUGGAGCUGAUCUGCAAUACCAGACACAAUCUGUGGACAGGUGUUGUGCUGUUCUUGGAUGAAAGCAGUCAUGUUUUUCUAAUCCUGGACAACCCCUUUAACUUUACCUGGUGAAAACAUUGGGGGUCAUUUACUAAGACAGGCGUCUAACCCCGUGCGCUGGAUCCACCGAAGUUAUGAAGAGGCUUCGGCCUCUACAUAACUUUGGCGCAUUCACCGCUGGUCUAAAUGUAAGCCAGCUUCCUUGACCAUUUUCUAUGACCUAAAACAGGCAUAGAAAAUGAUAAAUGAGAUGGGCCUACCCAAGCCGGAAAAAGUCGCAGAUAGCUGCGCAAUUAUGUUUGCGCCACAAUCUGCGACAGAUUAUGCCAUAAAACUGAUGUAUAUCAGUUGGUAAAUUACCCCCAUUGUUUCUCCCAAAAAACAUGCUACACCUCACUGAGCCACCAGGGAGCAGCAAAGUGAUAUGUUAAUGUCUUCCCGUAAAGAACAGUGAAUCAGCCGAUAUAGCGCUAUAUGUGACUAGAGUAUAAGGGCGGCCACACGGUCAGGUGUCCUGAUGCAGUUUGGAACCCAAGCCAGGAGUGAAUUCAUAAAAGAGCAGAAAUAUGUCCUAUAUGCUCUCCUUUUAUGAUCCAAAACUGCAUCAGGAAACUUGAACAUGUGACUGUGUACCAUAAAAGCCCCCAUAAACAUUACAUUAUUGACAGCAGAGCUGGGGGGCUACUAUCUAAUGUGUUUGGGGGCCUCCUGACUCUCCCCUGACAGAUGAUGUUAGGAGUAAGAGGUUCGGGCAUUGAAAUAAAAUUUGGUCUGGCAGGAAAUAAGCCACCACCAGAGAUGUUUGGCAGCAGCUUUCUCCCCUCUUGCCACUGAAAACACAUGCAUGCUCGCAAGAAACCAGGCAUGCAUGUGUAUGGAGGAAUCAAGAGGAAAAAAAUGUUAUGUGCAUUCAACUCCUAAAAUAAGGCUUUAUAGUGGAGUUGUGGUUUCAGAAAAGUAGAAGAGUCUUUAACCCUUUACUACUACCAAGAUGUGUAGAUUAUGCCUUAAUCUGCUCUACUUUAAUCUUGGGGUACACGCUAGGACAGCCUGAUGGGCCUCUGAGCCUGCAGGUGAGGACUGGUGUGGUCGUCACGCAGGCGUGGUGACAUAAUUUAACAGAAAUCUACUGCUGGGCCCCUGUAUCUACAUGGGGCGGUAGACAGGGCAUGUGGGCAGGGGGUAGCCCCUGUUUUCCCUGCACCAGCGUUUCCACUGGAUGGAAGGUUUUCUGGAUGUUAUCCAGUCCCGCUCUCGUAUUUCUGGACUCAAGUCCGUCAUGUGUGAUUAUACCCCCCUGAUCCCCUGCAGGUCAAGGCGAUCUGUCAGGAAACAGGACGGGGAGAAACGUAUACGCUCAAGGAAUUCACUGCAUAAAUUCACUGAUUUGACACAGAUCAGUAACUGUUUGUAACAAUAACUUCCCCUAUGACUGGCGCUUACUAACCCCCAAACCCCCCUCUACCUCCGAGUCACUGUAGGGCCUAGGAUAUGACCUCUGCUGGUAACUGUCCUAGGACAUGGCCUCAGAGCUAGAAGUGAGAGCAGCAAAGGACCCUUCUCUUACUCUAAUGAUUUUACUUAUCCUGUUGCUAAUUUUAACCCUUUCAUACCCACCACCCUCUUUAGAUAAUAAUAAGCAAGAUUAUUUUUAGAAAAUGUCUUCAACAUUGUAUAUCAGUGUAUAACUGCAAAUCUGAUUUAAAGAAGAAUUUCAUUGACAAUAAAUAAUCACCACUGCUGGUA